Pongo pygmaeus (Bornean orangutan) is the source of this 2052-nucleotide messenger RNA. RefSeq lists its product as uncharacterized. Lineage: Eukaryota; Metazoa; Chordata; Mammalia; Primates; Hominidae. Bases 294 to 695 code for a protein of 133 amino acids. The record is from RefSeq and is a predicted model, not a curated record. The transcript is spliced from 3 exons.
UUUGGGUGAUGGCAUUGAGGGCCGGCUAAAAGAGGUACUGUUUGCAUAGUGUAGGGAAACAGGAAAAAGGACGGAGAGGCGGGUCUGUGGUUUCAGGUUAAAUUACUAGAGCUUUUGCAAAAGAUGGGCGGGCAGGAGCAAACUCGAGUACCAGUAUGCCCUAAGUACCCUCUCGCUAAUGUUAGUUUGGGAAACAUCUUCAUCCUUCAGUAGCUUUUCCCUAGAUUUAUGUCGUCUCUCUUUCUAGAGCCGAGCUGCUGCCCUUGACUGGUGCACAGAGGACCACAGCUGCAAUGACAGUUUGGGCCUGCAAAAAGACGGCUGGAACAACGGGAAAUGGAAGCUUUCUGCAAAUGGGCACAGCUGUAGAUGCAGAACUGAUGCCAUCUGGUGCGAUUCUACAGAAUAAGAGAGAAAAUUUACCCGGAGUGUGCCAUGCACUGGCUUUUCUGGGAAUGGCAAGGUGCCAGGAUUUGUUUUUGGUUCGCUUGCAGGGGUGGAAACUUGGAACUAGGUUCCAAGAUGGUCCCCGCAGCUCCCCACAAGAAGAAGGAGGAAGCCCACAGAGAAAACGGGGCAUGCCAGUUCAAAUCCACUUCCUUUUAAAGAACUUCCUCAGCAGCCCAAUAACUUUUGCCUUCAUCUCAUUGGCUAGAACUGUGUCAUUGGCUACUGAUAUCUGCAAGAUUGUCUGAGAAAUGUAGUUUUUGUAGCUGGAUAGAUAACUGCCUUUGACAAAAAUCCAGUUUCUCUUGAUGAGGAAGAAGAUGGUGGUGGAUCUUGGGAGGACAACUAACAUUUUAUGCCCUGGCUACAAAAUACAGUUGCAGAGGAGCAUAAAGUUCAAAAAGAUCAAAACUCUAGUUCAUUCGCAACUGUCAAAGCUCCAAGCAGCACUGCUCCCCUCUGACAGAGUGAGCAGAGUGAAGGCGUGUUAGGUGUUCUCACAAAACUCUUGACAGGACUGACCUCUCUCAGCCAACAUCCUUGUCCCACAUCAGGAUUUUCUAGAGGGCCCUGGGUACCUGUGCACUUCCUUGGUGGCCAUAACCUCUUUGUGGAGGGUUGGUGUAGGAUAAAAAAUGUUCUAUUACGCUGCUCCCUCAUCUGCAUCAUUUCUCUCCUCUCUAAUUUUCCUGUCAGUUAUAUUUUGGUGGAGUCUGGGUUUGUGUAUUUGAUUCCUAUAAAAAGACCAUCGCUUUCAUGCAUGGAGGAGGGGAAUCUACGCAAAGAAAGUCUACCUUACUCCUUUCUGUGACUCCACCACCAGUCUAGGAAUAUCCUGAGAGAAGAAUUGCCUCUCAAAGCUGCUUCUAUAAGCAGCCUACAUCCUAGCUAAGCAAAGAAGAAACACUUCCCACAUCUAGGGCUGUCUAAAAGAACUUUCUGUGAUGACAGAAAUGUUCUAUAUCUGCAGUGUCCAAUAUGGUAACCAUGUAGGCACAUGUGGCUAGUGAACACUUGAAAUGUGGCUAGUGUGACUGAGGAAGGAAAAUUUAAAUUUUGUUUAAUUGUAAUUAAUUUAAAUUCAAAUAGCCAAAUGGGGCUACCAGCUAUUGUGUUAGAUAGCACGGUAUACUUUAUUCUCUUUCUUGUGUUGUAGAACCAGCUGGGAGAGGUGUUGGUCAGUCAUGGGCUUGAUGUCCCCUGGUCUUCACUAUUCUAGCUUGCCAUUGAACUUGUCUCCCAGAGGAAAAGAAAGAAUGGUAUUUGGCAUUAAAUUCAAGGUGUUAACUUGACAUCUAUAUAUUGCACAUAUUCCUGUAUAGUGAAUGGAUGGUCUCCUGGGAAUAGUUCCUGUGAUUGAUUUUAGUGAUAACUGAUCAUGAAGAAAUGGCAGUACUGCUCCACUUCACCUUCCUAGUGACUAUUAUGUGUUCCUAGUCAGAGUGACUCAGCAGAGAUUAUUUUGUUCUCUUGUGCAAUUUAUUCUGUGUCAUUUUAUUUUUGUAAUAUUGUGGCAGCUAAAUGAUUAUUCUGUGUAUGUUUUUCAAAAUAUUAGGUGGCUUAUAUUUUUUAAAAGUCUAUGAAAUAAAAAUAAACUAUAUGUAA